Molecule: messenger RNA, 1639 nt
Organism: Uloborus diversus
Lineage: Eukaryota; Metazoa; Arthropoda; Arachnida; Araneae; Uloboridae
Gene: barc
Product: HIV Tat-specific factor 1-like
Exons: 7
Coding region: 272-1564 (430 amino acids)
Biological process (GO): mRNA splicing, via spliceosome
Cellular component (GO): U2 snRNP; U2-type spliceosomal complex
Molecular function (GO): RNA binding
Source: RefSeq, a predicted model, not a curated record
UUUGUAAACUUUGUGCUACUUUUCUGAUUAAUUUGAAUGACAAACACAGCGAGGUUAAAUUUUUUUGUAGAAAAUUCAUGUACAUGAGAUAUUAUAGGAGUAGUAUUUAAGUUAGAGCAUAGUUCGUCGGAUUGUGAAGAAUCAGGCUGUUGAGUAAAGCAAGAAUCCUGUGAUGUGUAAGUAGACGAAUGUAAACAGUUGUGUUUGUCGGUCACUGCAUAAUAUAUAUGCCAUUGAUUCUUGUGCUUGGAAGUUUUUGUUAAUCUCUGAGAUGGCUGAUGAAGAUUUUGCCAAGCAAUUGGAACUAGAGGAAUUAGAAAAGAGGCGAAAAGAACAAGCAGACGGCGGAGUUGCAGAUCCGUAUACUUACACUGAUCCAAAUGAUGGAACUGUGUACGAAUGGGACGCAGACAAACAAGCAUGGUUUCCAAAAGUUGAUGAUGAUUUCAUUGCUAAAUACCAAGCAAACUAUACCUAUCAAAAUCCCGAAGGAGAAACUCAAGAGGAGCCUUCUCCUCAGCAAGUGGCUGCUUCUAGAGGAGAGAAAAGAAAAGCAAAUGACCCUACUUGGUUUCAGGUAGAUGAUGAUCACAACACAAAUGUGUAUGUGUCUGGAUUACCUGAAAAUACUACUGAAGAGGAGUUUGUGGAACUCAUGGGAAAAUGUGGCCUCGUCAUGAAGGAUCCAGACACCAUGAAGUACAAAAUAAAAUUGUAUCGAGAUUCUAAUGGGGUUCUAAAAGGUGAUGCAAGGUGUUGCUACAUUAAAAUUGAAUCAGUUAAGUUGGCCUUGGACAUUUUGGAUGGAUAUCUAUUUAAAGGUAAUCACCAGAUUCACGUUGAACGUGCUCAGUUUGAACUGAAGGGAGAUUAUGAUCCUUCAAAGAAACCUAGAAAAAAAAAGCAAAAGGAUAAAGAAAAAAUGAAAAAGAAAAUCGAAAAACUUUUUGAUUGGAGGCCAGAUAAAUUGCGUGGAAUGAGAUCAAGACAUGAAAACACUGUAAUUAUUAAAAACAUGUUUGAUCCCAAAGAAUUUGAGGAGGAUGCAACUUUGCUUUUGGACUACCAAAAGGAUGUUAGGGAAGAAUGUUCGAAGUGUGGAGAAGUGAAGAAAGUUGUGAUAUAUGAUAGGAAUCCUGAAGGUGUGGUUGCAGUGACCUUUUCGGAGCCGGAAAUGGCAGACGAAUGCAUCAACCUGAUGAAUGGCAGAUGGUUUGCUGCCCGUCAGCUGUCGGCUCGGACAUGGGAUGGCAAGACUAAGUAUAAAGUUGUUGAGUCUGAAGUAGAAAAACAAAAAAGACUGAGCACUUGGGAGAAAUACUUGGAACAAAAAGAUUCUUCUGCCAGCAAACCUGUGGAGCCACCAAGCAAUCAAGAAAAGACUGUUUUGAGCCAUACAAUGGAUGUGCCAAGCAAAACUUAUGAGUUAGCCGGGGAAACGGACAGUUCGGGUGAUUCUGAUGGCGAAAGUGAAAAGACUUCUGUUGCACCUAAAAGUUAUCCUGUAAUGCAAUCAAAUGGAAAAUUUAUGUCUUUCGAUGCUCCUACGAGUGGUGGUUGUUGAAUAUAUUUCUCUUCUCACUUGGAUUUGUUUCAUAUCAUUCAUGUAAUGACUAAAAGUAAUGACCAUAAUUAAAUC